Messenger RNA from Nanorana parkeri, 1139 nucleotides. RefSeq names its product peroxisomal biogenesis factor 12 (gene PEX12). Gene Ontology annotation, molecular function: zinc ion binding; ubiquitin-protein transferase activity; protein binding. Bases 66 to 1103 code for a protein of 345 amino acids. The record is from RefSeq and is a predicted model, not a curated record. Gene Ontology annotation, biological process: protein monoubiquitination; protein import into peroxisome matrix. The transcript is spliced from 3 exons. NCBI's taxonomy places the organism in Eukaryota, Metazoa, Chordata, Amphibia, Anura, Dicroglossidae. Gene Ontology annotation, cellular component: peroxisomal membrane; peroxisomal importomer complex.
AAGUGGAAUACUUUGUAGCUUGUUUACUGUCAAGACGAGCUUCUGAAAGCAUCUGUAUUUUAAAGAUGGCUGAACACGGAGCCCACAUCACAACCUCAGCAACAGACGACAGGCCGACCAUUUUUGAAGUGGUGGCCCAAGAAAGUUUGAUGGCAGCGGUGAGACCUGCAUUACAUCAUGUGAUCAAGGUCUUUGCUGAAUCUAAUCCGGCACGGUAUGGCCCCCUUUGGAGGUGGUUUGAUGAGCUUUACUCCUUUUUAGAUCUGCUGCUGCAGCAGCACUAUUUGUCUUGGGCAAGUGCUUCUUUCUCUGAGAACUUCUACGGACUGAAACGUGUGGUCAUGUGUAGCAGCAGUGGGGCGCGUACCUUACCAAGGAGAGAGUAUUGGAAGUCCUUACUGCUGCUUGUGCUGGUACCUUAUCUACGAGUGAAGCUGGACAAACUAGUGAACAGACUUCGAGAAGAGGCAGAUUAUUCUAUACAAAACCCAUUGUCAUUCCGCAAAAGGUGCUAUAAAGCAAUUUUGGCAUCCUACCCCUAUAUAAGACUGUCAUGGGAAGGUUGUUUUCUGUUUUAUCAACUCCGAUACAUUCUGUGGAAUACACAGCAUCACUCUCCUCUGCUCAGGUUAGCUGGAGUGCAGCUUGCUGGACUCACCAUAGAAGACCUACAAGCCAUGGAGAGCCGACCAGAAAAAACAAAAUCUGUACUGAGCGUGGGCAGCAUUGUGAAAAGAGCCCUUGGUGGUGUGUCCGUGACUCUCUCCUCCAGCCUGUCAUUGGGGGUCUUCUUCUUGCAGUUCCUAGAGUGGUGGUAUUCAACAGAAAACCAAGAUACAAUUAAAUCUCUAAGCUCCCUGCCUGCUCCUUCUCCACCUAUUCACUUCGAACUGGAAACAUACUCCCCUCUUCUACCCAAGCUAAAGACAGUGUGCCCCCUCUGCCGUAAAGUGCGAGUUAACGACACAGCGCUUGGCACCUCCGGCUAUGUCUUUUGCUACAGAUGUGCUUAUUACUAUGUAAAAAAUCACCAACGCUGUCCAGUUAGCGGCUAUCCAACAGAGCUGCAGCAUCUGAUCAGACUCUAUACUCCUGAUGGAUAAGCAUGCUUCCAGCUUGGACUACAGAUGUCUACAUGU